This is a messenger RNA of Babesia microti strain RI, 354 nucleotides long. RefSeq lists its product as hypothetical. The record is from RefSeq and is a predicted model, not a curated record. The coding region runs from base 1 to 354 and encodes 117 amino acids. Lineage: Eukaryota; Apicomplexa; Aconoidasida; Piroplasmida; Babesiidae. The transcript has a single exon.
AUGAUUGAUAGCAUUUACGAAAAACCCAGACAUAAGAAACUUAAGGGUAUUAAAUAUUACAAGAAUAAGAGGCGACAGAACGUCACACUAGUGUACUCUGACCCUGUAGCCAUACCAAGUGAUAACACAUUUGAUUAUGUUGAGAAUUACGAAUUAACAUCUCAGGAAUCAAAUAGUAUCUGUACAUCACCCAAGAAAAGGACCUCAAAAUUUAAACACUUCAAGAUUGAUAUACACAAGGCGAUUGGUGAGGGCCGUUGUAAUGUCUAUGAAGUCCCAAUAAUAGGCGCCAGAACCCAAAGUCCAGUAUCAGUCAAAAGCUUCGAGAAUCAGUUGGAUCUUUUCCGCAUUUAA